ACUGCAGUAGUGCGCUUCUCGAGCUGUCUCCGGUAAUGUUCCAUAGGAUACACACGCCCCUCUCCGCCCCUGCCGCGAGACAGGUGGUUGGACUGUACGCCGUCAUCCUCGAGCGCUCCCUCUUAGAAUAAGGAGGAGAUAAAUAUAUGUAAAAAAAAUUAUACAUAUAUAUAUAUAUAUCUGGCGGCGGCGGCAGCAAGGGGAAGGGUCGGUUGGCGCGAGCGCGUCCCCGAUGGACUUCCAGCGUGUGACCUCCGCGAUCACCGGGCGGACAGCGGGAGAGAAGAGGAGAGGGGGGGCAACAACCGGAACGCACGAGGAGAGCCCCGCCGAUCUAACUAGUACCAAAUGUUUUCCAGCGAAUCGCUCGAGCUGCUGUUCACGGGAGGGGGUGUACCGAGACAGGAAUGAGAUGCACGAGUGAAAAAAAAGUUGACACGAUUCUGGUGGGAUUUUUCAUCCGAGAGGCGGCGGGGAUCAUUUCUGACUAUCCUCCGCUCUGGGAAGUUCCCCUGAGGGAGGAGGUAUAGAGAGGAGGUGGUGGUGGUGGGGAGAGUGGUGGUGUUUCAUUAUGGCUUCAGGCGCCGGUAAGGCUGCACAGCCCCCCGGGCCGGGCUCCGCCGUUAACGGGACUGCGGCAGAGUUCCCGAACAUCGAGCAGGAGCUGUACGACUACCAGAUGCACAGCAAGAUGUGCAAGAAGAUCGCUCAGCUCACCAAGGUGAUUUAUUCCCUGAACAUGAAGAACGAGGAGCAGGAGGCGGCGUUGCAGGCCUUGAGCCAAGCCCACCACGAGGAGCUGCACCGCAUCCUGAUGGAGACGUGUCAUGAAGGGGAGGGGUCGGCGCUGAGGACACGCCUUCUCGAGCUGCAGGAGUCUCUGGACGAGCAGCAGAGGGUUGGAGCGCAGGUGCAGGCAGACUUUGAGUGCUUCCGCAUCCAGGCGGAGGAGAGGGAGCGUGAAACCGAGGUGGAGCUGAGAAAACAUUUUGAGGAGAGGCUCCAGGCUGCAGAGGAAGAGCUCCAGGAGGCCAAGGCCCAGAUCAGCGUCACCCAGGAGGAGAGCCUGAGGCUGAGCAAAGAACUGGAGAGGGCCGGGGAGCAGAUCCAGGAGCUGGACACCAAGUGCGAGGAGCUGCGGAAAGCUGCCGAGGAGGAGAAGGAGAGGGAAAGGGAGAACGAGGAGAAAAAGAGAGAGGAGGAAGACAGACAGAUAGAGGAGCGAGAGGACUCGGAGAGAGUGAAAGCCCUCUUGGAGGAGGUGAAGGCGCUGAAGGAGGAGAGGGGCCAGGCGGAGGAGGAGAGGAGGCGGGUGGUGAAAGAGGAACGGGAGCGAUGGGAGCAGAAGAUGAACGACCUGAACGAGGAGAAAGAGGACAUGAGGAAGAAGAUGGAGGCCGAGUGGAGGGAGGAGCGGCGGAGGUGGGAGGAGAGGGAGGAGGAGGAGAAGAAAGGAAUGCACAGCGCUUUGAGAGAGAGGGUGAAGAGGGCUGAGGCGGAGGUGGAGAGUCACCUGGAGAGGCUGGCGGAGAGCAAGAGGAACACGGUGAAACUGCAAGAGCGAAUCCAGGACCUGGAGGAGGAGCUGGAGCUGGAUCGGAGGCGCGUGUCCGAGGCCGAGGGCGUGGCCAAACGGGCGGAGGAGGAGCUGGCGGUCGCCAAGGAGAGGCUGCUGCUGCAGGAGGACGAGCUGCAGAGCCGAGCAGAAGAGCUGCUGAACCGCGGAGGCUGCGAGGUGUGUGUGUGCACCGAGGUGGAGGAGCUGAGGAGCCAGGUGAGCCGUCUGCAGAGCAGGAACAGAGAGCUGGAGCUACAGAGCAGUGGCAGGAACAGUGACCAUGCCCGGCAGAUACGCCAGCAUGCUGAGGCCCUGUCCAGUUUACGUUCAGAGAUGGUGAGAGCCCAGACAGAAGAGCUGCGUCGCAUCCAAAAGCACGCAGAUGACGAGAGGGACAAACUGCAGAAGGAGAUAGACAAAGAAAGAGAAACGCUACAGAGGGAGAGGGAGCAAGAGAAGGAUCAGCUGGAGAAGGAGAGGAACAGACUGCGCAGGGAGAGAGAGGAGGAGAAGGAAGGGCUGCAGAAAGAAGUGGAGGAGGUCAAAGAGCGCCUGCGCAGAGAGAAGGAGGAAGAGGUGGACCGGCUGCGCAAAGAACUGGAGGUGGAGAGGGUCCGGCUUCGCUCGCAGCUGGACAAAAACAUCGAGCAGGUCGAGGCAGAGAGGGUCAACGUGCAGCAGAAGCUGGAGGAGGAGAAGAGGAGGUUGGUGGAGAAGGCCGAGGAGGACAGGAAGCGGCUCAAGGAGCAGGUGAGGAAGGCGAUAGAGGAGGUGAUGAGGAGGCAUGCAGCCGAACUGCACAGCGUCCAGGAAGCUCUGAGCUCGGAAAAGAAGACCAACCAAGAGGUGUGUGCUCGUUUGGAAGAGGAGAGGAGGUUCGGUGAGGACCGUCGCAGUGGGCUGGAGAAGGAAAGAGAGGAGCUGAGCACAAAACUGGCAGAUGCUACCAAUGAGAUCUGUCGGCUGGAGUCAGUGAUCCAACAGCAAGAGAGGAAAGAAAAGGUGGUGCCUGAAGCCGCCCCGUCUUGUGGACCGCACUGCUCUCGUCUGGAGGAAGAGCUCCAUCAGACUCGGGGCCGACUGGCUCGGACUCAGGAGGAGGCAGAGAGGCAGCGGGACAGACAGCAGAGAGAGAUAGCGUCGCUGAGAGCUGACAAACAUCGGCUGGAGGAAAAAGUCCUGGAACAGAGCCGACUGAACACAGAGAGGAGCCUUCUUGAGCAGAGCCAGCGGCACACCGAGGACCGGAUCAGGGCAGAGUGUGAGGAUCGUCUCAGAGCAGAGUUCAGGAUAGAGAUGAACGCCGCCGUCGCUGAGAGCGAACAGAGAUGGCAGAACCGAGAGCAGGAGCUGCAAACCCAGAUAUCUGAGCUGCAGGGUCAACUGACCGAGGUGGAGAAAAAGAAGGCGGGCCAAGGAGACGAUUGCCACGGCAACCCCGAAAUUGACAGGCUGAGGAAGGAGGUCCAAGACACCAAGGAGAUCAACAAAAAGCUGAGGGAGCUGCUGCAGGAGCCCCAAACCCAGUCGUCAGCCGAGGAGAAGCACAGUCACGCCAUGGCUCUGCAGGCGUUAGAGAGACAGGCAAAGGAAGAUCUGCUGUCUGAGAGGAACAGACUACAGACGAUGCACCACCUGGAGCUAGAUAAGCAGCGUGCAGAGUUGACCCAGCAGCACACAGAGUGGAGCAGACAGAUGACCCAGAGACACAUGCAGCAGAUAGAGGACCUACAGGCUCAGCUACAGGCACACACACAGAUGAUGGCUCUGCAACAGGAUUUGAAGCAGCAGAACCAGUACCAGGUGUUUGAGCGACAGCUGGACGAGAGUCGUUGUGCCAUGCUGGAGCUGCAGAGAGAGAACGCAGCUCUCAAGAAGCAAUUAAAAGAAAAAUCAAUACAGAAAAAUCCUGGAACUGAAGAGAAAGAGGAGGAAAGCGUGGAACUGAGGAAGAAGAGGGACGCCCAGCUGGAAGAAGAAGCACAACGUCUGAAGGAGGAGGUGGAGAAACUGCGAGUGGAGAUGGAGAAACUGGAGGAGUCGCAGAAACACUGGGAGGAGAGGAAAGAGGAGGACGUGAAAGAGGAGGAGGUGGACGAGGAGAAGAAGAAGGAGCGGGAGGAGGAGAAGAGGAGGGAGGAGGUGGAGGAGAUCAAGAGGGAGCACAAGAGGGAGAUGCAAAGUUUGGUGUCGGAGUACAGCAGCGCCCAGACGCACCUGCAGGCUCGCAUCGUGGCCUUGGAGAACGAGCUGCGCGAGCGGGAGGAGCGGUGUCGGAGGAGGGAGCCUCGAUGUGAUGACCUGCAGCUGGGGCGACUCCAGGAGAGGCUGUCCGAGAGAGACCAGCUCAUUAAACGAUUAGUGGAAGAGAGGCAUCAGCUGCAGCUCCACCCUCCCGUCGCCGGGGACAGCAGCACCCUCAGGCUCCGUGACAGCAAGUCCCGCCCCGGGAGCGUCACGCCAACCAUGAGGAGGAAGCGUGUGGAGUCUCCUCCUCGUGUCACCAGCAACCCCGGCGCCGGGACUUACGACAGGAGCAUCUUCCUCCCCCACUCCUCCUCCUCGUCUUCCUCCUCCUCCUCCGUCCAUCAGCACUCCUCCUCGACCCUUCCCCACCAGUCCACCUCCCACCCCCAGACCUCCCCUCACUACUCCACCUCCUCUCUCCCACACAAGCACUCCUCCCUCUCCCUCAGCCAACAUUCCUCCCCCUCCCUCCCUCGCUCCACCCGAUCCCGGACCUCUUGCAUCCCCCCGACCCCAGCGCCCACCGCCCCGCUGCCCGUCUGCCCGUCACCGCAGACCGGUAUCCGAUAUGUGUCCCCUUCCUGCCAGGAGCCCCAUGCACACCUGCAGGCCCAAUCAAUAAGGGGCCCGUAUCUGGAGCCAAGGGGCACCGAGGGGCUGAAGCAGGAGUGGUUCACCAAAUACUUCUCCUUCUGAGCACAAAUACACACAUUAACACACACAUACACACACACAGCAGCUGCAAUUACAUCUCCUCAUAUACAGUUCAUUGCUUCUUAUACACAUCCGUUUGCUUCCCACACACACACACACACACACAACCUUUAAACACAGACACACACACACAUACACAAACAGACAUAACGACAUUAACAAACAUAUGGGCUCAUCACCAGCAAGGCCAUCUCAAACAUUGCCUCAAAGCUCAACCAAAAAGUGCUUCUUGAACACAUGCCUGACCUCUUUUCAGAACAUAGGCCUGCCGGAUCUUGUUUGUAUAGUUUGGAAUGUCUCCAUAUGUUUUGUUUUAUUUUUAAAGCAGUCUUCCUUUUUUUAAUGCAACUUUUGCUCUAAUCUCAUCACAUGGUUAAUCCAGGCAAGUGUACAUUUCUUUAAAAAAAAAAAAGAAAAAAAAUCUACAACCAAGUGUCUCUUUGAGUAUGGAAGCAUUCGACAUAUUCAAUCAAGAUCCUCGUCGAAAAAACGGACACACACGACUCACCAUACCAAAAUGAAGCUUGUUUCAAUGCAAAAAUGUACAAUAAUCUUAAAUGAAGGAAAUUGAAUAAAAUAUUUUGUUUUUGUAA
Molecule: messenger RNA, 5112 nt
Organism: Lates calcarifer (barramundi perch)
Lineage: Eukaryota; Metazoa; Chordata; Actinopteri; Centropomidae
Gene: fam184b
Product: family with sequence similarity 184 member B
Source: RefSeq, a predicted model, not a curated record